CCACGGACAUCUUGGCGAGGCGACCACGACAGCGAGCGCAGCUGUGACUGCCACGUCUGCUAGAUUAUUUACUACUCACUAGCUAGGCAACACUAACAUGAUGCUGGGAGGGUCGAACGGUACGCCUUGGUUCAGGGCAUCGAGGCUGGAAAUGCUUGUACAAAAUGCCUGCGAUCCGACACUCCAUGAGCCCAACUAUGCCGUUCACCUUGAGAUCGCUGAAUUGAUCAACACCAAGAAAGCUAAUACCCCUCGCGAUGCAUCGAUGCUCAUAGCACGUCUAACAAACCACCGAAACCCACAUAUCGCCAUACUCGCACUCGCGCUUCUUGACACCCUCGUCCAAUCGUGCGGCUACCCAUUUCACCUCCAGAUCUCAACCAAAGAAUUCCUGAACGAGCUCGUUCGUCGAUUCCCUGAACGUCCACCUCCAUUCCCUGGCCCAGUCAUGUCACGGAUUCUAGAGCUCAUUCACCAAUGGAAGGAAGGUAUCUGCUCUGAGUCGCGCUGGAAGGAAGAUUUGGGCAAUAUUAAGGAUAUGCACCGGCUUCUUACAUUCAAAGGGUACCGCUUUAGGGAGAUUACCCGCCACGCCGAGGCACCCCCGACGAUGAACAUUAAAUCCGCUGAUGAGCUUGAGUCGGAAGAUCGAGAAGCACAAUCUGCUAAACUCCAGGAACUUAUCCGGAGAGGUACCCCACGAGACCUGGCAGUCGCGCAAGAACUUAUGAAGUCCCUUGCUGGCGCGAACCCCGAAGCAAAGCCAGACUAUCGUUCUCAAGCCAUGACGGAACUCAAUAAGCUCGAGAGUAAAGUCAUUCUACUCAACGAAAUGCUCGAUAACGUCGAUACUGCUCAUGGAGAAAAGUUCGCAUCGGGAGACGCAUAUGACCAAGUCGCGUCGAUAUUGAAGUCUGCCCGUCCCAAGCUCCAGAAAUGGGUUUCGAACGCAGAAACAGACGAUCCAGAGUCGUUGGACGCCUUCCUCCAAAUAAACGAUCGAAUCAACAACGUCCUCACACGCUUCGAGGCCUACAAGAAAGGCGACUAUAGCAUAUCCGCCGUACCCGCUGAGCUCGCACAAACCGAAGGAUCCCUCAUUAAUUUCGAUGACAUGUCGCAUUCAUCAUCAUACGUCGCACCAGUAGAUGAUCUAGCUACAUUAUUUACCUCACCGCCACAACCCCAAUCUUACGCCCGACCAUCAAGUGCUAGCGCAAUGUUCGCCUCACAACCCAACGCCCCCUUAACGAACAAUACUUCUUCCUCCACUUCAUCACCCGUCCCAAACGCCCCCUCGCCACAGCCCCAGUUCGGGUCCAUCAUGCUCGCGCCUACCCCACCACGGGUAACAUCACCCAGUUAUCUCGGGGGCAACAACGGAGGUGCGAGUAUCCCUCUGAAUUCAAGCUUGUCGUUGGGAAUGGGUUCUCCUGGAUCGGGUGUGAGUAGGCCACCAGCGACGGGCAUGAGUGCGGUGCAGAGUGGAGGUUUGGGCAUUCAUAUGAGCACACCCGGAUCAAGGGUGAGUAUGGGUGCGAUGAUGGGACAGACACAGCCCACCUCGACGCCACCGACGCAGCAAGGGAAGGACCCGUUUGCAGAUCUAGCAGGGUUGUUUUAGUACUUGUCGUGUUGUACCUGUGCUUCACUUGGGUGGGGGUGAUCUUGUUGGAAUACGGAUUUUGUGCGGUUUUGGAUCUUGUUUUUGGAGGCAAAUAAUUUGAAUUACAGCAGUACUGUGCGAAACUAAUAAUGACCGUCGAGCAUGUUGGGAAUUAAGGU
Suillus plorans is the source of this 1785-nucleotide messenger RNA. Its product is annotated as VHS domain-containing protein. Gene Ontology annotation, biological process: Golgi to vacuole transport; Golgi to endosome transport; protein transport to vacuole involved in ubiquitin-dependent protein catabolic process via the multivesicular body sorting pathway. The transcript is spliced from 5 exons. NCBI's taxonomy places the organism in Eukaryota, Fungi, Basidiomycota, Agaricomycetes, Boletales, Suillaceae. The record is from RefSeq and is a predicted model, not a curated record. Gene Ontology annotation, cellular component: trans-Golgi network. Gene Ontology annotation, molecular function: ubiquitin binding; phosphatidylinositol binding. The coding region runs from base 98 to 1624 and encodes 508 amino acids.